AUGGCCAAGGCACGUCCGAACAAGGGUGCGAGCAAGGUCGAGGCGGGGUCGGCAGAGGGUGGACGGCCGGCUGGGAGCGGUGGCAAGGGACAGAAGGGCGAGCGGAAUGGGAGCAAGGACGAUGGAUCGGGGAAGGGUGCUGCAAAGGCUUCGCCCAAGCCGUCGCCAAACUCAUCCGGUCGGUCGUCGCCGGUGGGUGGCCGGUCGGCGGCGCCGGCGGCGCGGAGCAAGGGCGGGCGCGGCAAGGGCGGCAACAGAUCGCGGGCGAGUAAGGCAGGCGGUGGCGGCGGCAGCGGAAAGGGCGGGUCGGGUAAGGUUGUCAAGGCGCUCAUGUCGCGGACCGCCAUUGGGUGCGCGCUGAAGGAGGUGCUCGACACGGUGGAGAUCGGAGCUGAUGGCGUGACUACGGCCCAGCUUCUUAGCAGAGUGCCGGCCGAUGUCCGCGCGAGCAUCGACGUGCUCAAGGGCGGCAUCGCCGAAGCGCUCACAUUUCCGCAAUUUGCCCAGUUCUACACUCUGGAAAGCGCGACCGGGCUCUUUUGCGUGCCGGACGAGGAGGCGGCGCUGGCGCACGUGUACAAGGCGAUGGCGACGCACCCGGACGGGACAACGCUCGCCAUCCUCGGUUCGAGCCUCUCGCCGCUUGCCCGCGAGUACUUUCGCGGGCACGGCGGGCUCAAGUUCUUUGUCUUUGACCUCUACCCGUUUGCGUUUACUGCCGACGGCAAGAAGCAGGACUCGCGGACGAUGCUCAAGCCGACCGGCGUGACGACGCCGCCAGCCGACUUUGUCCGGCCGGCGGUGCGGGCGCGCAAGAAGCGGGCAGCGGGCAAGGGCGCAGCCACGUCGUCGGCCCGGGGCCAGAACGAGACCCAGGGCGAGGCCAAGGACAAGCCAGAGGCCCAGCCCCAGGCCCAGCCCCAGGCCCAGCCCCAGACUCAGCCCCAGGCCCAGCCCCAGGCCCAGCCCCAGCCCCAGGCCCAGCCCCAGGCCCAGGCCCAGGCCCAGGCCCAGGCGUAUGACAACCGCGCCGCUACACAACCGGGCCAAGGCUUUGCCGGCCACCCCGGGGCGCAGCAAGGAUUUCGGCCGCCGAUGACACCGGCGCAGCAGCAGGAGAGCCAGCGGGCACAGGCCGAGGCGCAGGCGCGGAUGCAUCAUAUGCAGCAAGCGCAGGCGCAGGCGCAGGCGCACCAGGCACGACAGGGCGGCGGCCCGCGGUUCACCCCAGCCCCGCACCCGCACGCGGCGCAGAUGGUGGCGGCGCAGCAGGCGCAGUACGUGGCGCAGAUGCAGGCGCAGGCACAACGGCAGGCGCAGAUGCAGGCGCAGGCACACGCUGCAGCAGCAGCACAGGCACGUGCGGAGAAGCAGACGAUUCCGGCCAUGCCGAUGCUCCCGGGCGUCUCGAUGGGCGAGAUGGCCGGUAUGGCCGACCUGCGCAACGCCACCACGCUCCGCGAGUACAUUGUCCGCUUUCUCACCGAGUUUGGGCGGGUCCAGCUCAACGACCUGUACUUCCGGCUCUCACCCGAGUUCCACGCGCAGCUCCGGCAGUACCACAAUGGGCGGCUCAUCGACUUUCUCAAUGCCCACUCGCAGAUCUUCACCACCAUUGCCCGGUCGCAGGCGCACGCCAACGAGCUCGAGGCCAAGCUGCAGGCAGCCGAGGCCAAAAUCAAGGCGCUCUCGGCCGAGACCGAGGCCCAGAUUGCGGCGCUCGAGGCCGAGUCGACCACGCUCCGCGGCAGCGUCUCGGCAUGGCUCGAGUUUUGGCAAACCACAGUGAGCAACGUGCCGCUGCCGGCGCCCGGCGCCGCGCCGUCACCGCCAGCCCAGUCGGAGGACGACUUUGUGUCGGCCGCCGCCGCCGCCGCCUUUGGCUCGUCGUCGGGCAAGCCGCUGCCGUCGUUCUUCAACGAAAUGGAGUAACAGAGAUCGCGUGAG
Molecule: messenger RNA, 1947 nt
Organism: Thecamonas trahens ATCC 50062
Lineage: Eukaryota; Apusomonadida; Apusomonadidae
Exons: 2
Coding region: 1-1932 (643 amino acids)
Source: RefSeq, a predicted model, not a curated record